AACUGGAAAUAAAAGCGAGAGCACAGAUGACGUUUUGGCAUGAUGUUCUAUACAAUUCUACCUAUUGUUAUACCCACUUGCCAUGUCGGCUGAACACCGAAUCAAAGUUAAUACUUAUUGUUUGGCGACCCUAAGAAAUAUUUUGGCGACCCUAUUUCGAGUCGUGAGCCAUACAGUAAUUUGAAUAGCAGCGAUCUAGAGUUUUAUCAAUCUACCAUAUAUAUACUGUAUUGAAUUGAACCAGUUAUUUUCAAAUUUAAGCAAGGGUGUGACAUUCUCAAGAGGGACGUUCGUGAGUAGUUGGGCGGCACAGGAAACUAGCAAGUCAUCAGAACCAAUGUUCGCCCUCUAAUUCGAUACCCUUUUAAUCAAUAUUUAAACAGGUCUUUUGGUGGGGGCCAUAGGAGGAUUGAUUUGACCAAGGAGGUAUAAAAAUAAUUGACUGACUAAAAUUGCUGGAUGAGAGCCCAUUCUCUGAUCAGCUGCCACUUAUAAGAUCUGAAAAUAUCAAGGCUCUAUGAAUAUCAAGAAUAUGGAACAAAAUUCUGAAAUUAAAGUUGAAAUGGGCCAUUACAAUGAUGUGUGCAGCAAUGAAGAAAAUAAAGACAGACCUAAUGAAAAAUGUUUGAUAUCAGAAGGAACAGGAUUUUAUGCUAUGGAAAACUGUCGCUUAAAUUUAUCUCCUGGUCACAAUAACACUAUGGAAAAAUAUGAAUGCAAUGAUCUUGAAAAACAGUUUGAAAAGUAUGACAGUUCAAGGAAAUACAUGAAAAGGUAUGAAGAGAUGAAAUAUGAAUGUGAACAUUGUGGAGAGAAUUUUAACUUGAUUACUUUGAAAACACAUUUGGGGAUUAAAACAGAAGACGCACUAUUACAACGUGGAAUGGAAGUUGAUCAAAGAAGCAAAUUCAGAAGUCAUUUGAACUUACAUACGGAAUUGCCGUCACAUGAAUGUGAACAUUUUGAAAAGAAUUUUAAAGACAGUAUUAGUUUUAAAUCACACAUGAAAAUACAAAAGCAAGAGACACAAUAUGAUUGUGAAAAGAAAUUAAAAUACAGUAGAAGUUUGAAAAAACAUUGGUGGAUACAUACAGGAGAGACAGUAUAUGAAUGCAGUCAAUGUGAAAAGAAAUUCAGACAGAGUAGCACUUUGAAGUCACAUAUAAGGACACAUACAGGAGAAAGACCAUAUGAAUGUGAACAUUGUGGAAAAAGGUUUAAUAAAAGUGACACUUUGAGAAGACAUUUAAGGAUCCAUACAGGAGAAAAGCCAUAUGAAUGUGACAAUUGUGGAAUGAAGUUUAGUAGAUUAGGUCAAUUGAAAAGACAUUUAAAGUUUCAUACAGUAGAGACACUAUAUGAAUGUGAAUAUUGUGGAAAGAAGUUUAUUGAAUUAGAUCCUUUUGAGUCACAUUUAAGGAUCCAUACAGGAGAAAGACCAUAUCAAUGCGAUCAAUGUGAAAAGAAAUUCAAGCAAAUUGGCACUUUGAAGUCACAUUCAAGGAUACACACAAGAGAGACAUCGCAUGAAUGUGAACAUUGUGGAAAAAAAUUCAAACACAGUAGUGAUUUGAAAAAACAUUUGAUGAUACACACAGGAGAAAUGCCAUAUAAAUGUGAUCAUUGUGAAAAGAAGUUUAGACAAUUUGGUCAUUUGAAAUCGCAUUUAAGGGUACAUACCGGAGAAACACCGUAUGAAUGCGAUCAAUGUGAAAAGAAAUUCAAAGAGAGUAGCAGUUUGAAGUCACAUUUAAGGAUACAUACAGGAGAAAGACCUUAUGAAUGUGAACAUUGUGGAAAAAAGUUCAUUAAAAAGUAUCACUUGAAAAUACAUUUAAGGAUACAUACAGGAGAAAAACCAUUUGAAUGUGAACAUUGUGGAAAGAAAUUUUAUCAAAAAAGCAAUUUGAAAACACAUUUAAUAAUCCACACAGUGGAGACACCAUAUAAAUGUGAAUAUUGUGAAAAGAAGUUUAAUAGAAUUAACUCUUUAAAGAGACAUUUAAGGAUACAUACAGCAUUGGACAAUAUAUGAAAGUGAACAUUUUAAAGGGAAGUUUAGUCUAGAUAGCACUUUGAAAAAAAAAAUUAAAGAUACGUACAGGAGAGGACCAUAUGUGGCAAAGACAAGCCAAACCAGUCACUAGUCGCAAAAAUCGAUUUUGAGUUAUUAAUACAGUGUUAGAGAGUAAAAUA
Anneissia japonica is the source of this 2196-nucleotide messenger RNA. RefSeq names its product zinc finger protein 93-like. The transcript has 5 exons. NCBI's taxonomy places the organism in Eukaryota, Metazoa, Echinodermata, Crinoidea, Comatulida, Comatulidae. Gene Ontology annotation, cellular component: nucleus. The record is from RefSeq and is a predicted model, not a curated record. Bases 518 to 2035 code for a protein of 505 amino acids. Gene Ontology annotation, molecular function: DNA-binding transcription activator activity, RNA polymerase II-specific; RNA polymerase II cis-regulatory region sequence-specific DNA binding. Gene Ontology annotation, biological process: regulation of transcription by RNA polymerase II.